UGGGGCGGGGCCGCGCCUGCGCGCUACGGCGCUUCCGUCGCGGCCCGAGGGCGAGCGGAGGCGGGAGCCGGGCCCAGCCGCGCCGAGUCGAGCCGCCGCCGCCGCUGCCCCGCCGCCAUGGCCAGCUCCCCCGUGUCCCGCGUGGUCUACAACGGCAAGCGGAGCGGCGGCCCGCGCUCCCCCGGCGCCGGCAGCGAGAUCUUCACGCCGGCCCACGAGGAGAACGUGCGCUUCAUCUACGAGGCCUGGCAGUGCGUGGAGCGUGACCUGCGCAGCCAGAUGGGCUCUGAGCGUGGCCUCGUCGAGGAGUACGUGGAGAAGAUGCCGAACCCUAGCCUCAAAGCGUUUAAACCUGUCGAUCUGGGUGAUCUGAAGAGGAGGAACACACAGGAUGCAAAGAAGUCCUAAGGCGGGUCCUCCCUGCAGAUCGGCCAGUCUCCUAAGGUCCUCAAGCAGAUUUAAUUUGAGAUUUUUGUGUUGAUUUCCUCCUCUGGUCUGUACUCCCAAAAGCCUGUGGGAGAGCCAGUCAGCUUUGGGGCUGGCUCUGAAGCUACCUGAAAUCAAAGAUGCUCAGGGGCUUGCUGAGGAUGCCCAGAGCCUGUUGCAAAGGAUUCCAGUCCCCCACUCAUACCUUCGUCUGGCCUCAAGCUGUCCUUCCCCACUUCACACUGGUCUCACAGAUCUCCCAUUCUCUUUCCAUCUCUGCCCCUGGUGCGCUGAGUAUGUGGGCUCCCUGGGCUCUGGUGUGCAGCAGGGCAGGGCAGAGCGGUGGCUUGUGUUGUCAGUAGAGGCAGCGCUAGUUCUCCACUCCCUUCUGUGCACCAAGGAUCCACAAGCAGCACAAGGGUGGGCCAAGGGGAGAAGGAAGGAGAGUUGGUUCUGCCCUUUGCCUUGGGACAGGCAGGCAGCUCUGGUUCAACACCCUUCACGCAGGUCACACUCUGGCUGUUCCUUGCUCCCUUGUGGGAGAGCUUAAUUUGUACCUGGGCUGCUAGUGCUUAGGAUUCACUAAUGCUGCCAGAGCUCUUCAGUCUGUAUCCGAGGCUGGAUUUUCUUUGUGCUUAGAUUGGGCCAGGUCCCUGUGGUGCUGGAAGUGGAGCUGCUCCUUUCACCCUGCACAUGGAGAGAGACAGGGUGUCAGCAUUGGCUGCAGCCCUGUGAGGUGGUGGGGAGGGUGCUGGGCUGCAUUCAGCCACCCCCCAGCCUCAGUGCUUGGGCAGCUCCACGGGAGGUAGCAGCAGUGGGGGGUAGCAGUUGCUGACUGUGUGGAAAGAAGCUCAUUGGCAUCCUUGGCUGAGCAGCACUGUGCUGGUUUAUACUAACACCAUUUUCCAGUUGUACACCCUUGGAAGAGAUCUGGCCUCCACAGCUGGCAGAAACAUCACUGUAGGGGGGCUGCCAUAGUCCGUGGAACUUAUAUUGGGGCAGGGGGCUUUUUUGGGACCCUCACUUCUGGCAAGGCUUGGGUGGUUUCUGCAUCAUGGCCUCUGAGCAAGGGAGAACGACUGUGCCAUCCUCACCCAUCUGAGCAGAGCAACCGUGCAGGCUGUGGGGCUGCUCUGUGUCCCCAGAAAACCGUGGGGGAGCGGUGGGAGUAGCCCCCUGCCUGCCUGUGCUCUGAGCUGGCAGGAAGGGGGCUGCUGGGAGCUCUGCCCAGAGCAGUGGGCUUUGGGAGGGGUGCAGGGGGACUUGUGGCUGCCAUUACCUUUCCUUUGUUUUGUCGUUGAGCUAUACUGUUCCCUUUUUUUUGUUUUUCCUGUUGUCUGUCACUUGAGGAGUGUUGUAAAUAAAAACUGGUGUCCUUUUG
Molecule: messenger RNA, 1807 nt
Organism: Falco peregrinus (peregrine falcon)
Lineage: Eukaryota; Metazoa; Chordata; Aves; Falconiformes; Falconidae
Gene: MCRIP1
Product: MAPK regulated corepressor interacting protein 1
Exons: 5
Coding region: 118-408 (96 amino acids)
Source: RefSeq, a predicted model, not a curated record